Messenger RNA from Racocetra persica, 179 nucleotides. NCBI's taxonomy places the organism in Eukaryota, Fungi, Glomeromycota, Glomeromycetes, Diversisporales, Gigasporaceae. The record is from the annotation of a GenBank genome assembly.
CCAUUAAAUGUAGAAAUUGAAGAAAUUGAUAUUCGUGAUAUUCGGCAGCAAAAGAUCGACAAACUUUUAGAGCACGUAAUUGACUUGCCCGAUUCAAUUCUCGCGACAUUUAUAGAUAUAAUCGAAAAAGUUGCUAAAGAACAACUUAAUCAACCAGAAUAUUUAAAAACGUGGAACAC